AUGUCUCUGCCCAAAGACUUCUUGUGGGGCUUCGCGACGGCAUCGUAUCAAAUCGAGGGUGCCGUCGACAAGGACGGCCGCGGUCCUACCAUCUGGGACACCUUCACGGCCAUCCCCGGCAAGGUGGCCGAUGGCAGCUCGGGCGCCACGGCGUGCGACUCGUACAACAGGACAAAGGAGGACAUCGAACUUCUCAAGUCUGUGGGCGCCAGGUCGUACCGCUUCUCAAUUGCCUGGUCGCGCAUCAUCCCCCUCGGCGGCCGCAACGACCCCAUCAACCAAAAGGGCAUCGACCACUACGUCAAGUUUGUCGACGACCUGCUUGAUGCCGGCAUCACGCCCAUGAUCACGCUGUACCACUGGGACCUGCCAGACGCGCUGGACAAGCGGUACGGCGGCCUGCUCAACAGGCAGGAGUUCCCGCUCGACUUUGAGCACUACGCCCGCGUCAUGUUCAAGGCCAUCCCCAAGUGCAAGUACUGGAUCACGUUCAACGAGCCGUGGUGCUCGGCCAUCCUGGGCUAUAACUCGGGCUUCUUUGCGCCCGGCCACACGUCGGACCGCACAAAGUCGCCCGUCGGCGACAGCGCGACGGAGCCCUGGCUGGUGGGUCACAACCUGCUCGUGGCGCACGGGCGCGCCGUCAAGGUGUACCGCGACGAGUUCAAGGCGACCGACGGCGGAGAGAUCGGCAUCACGCUCAACGGUGACGCCACGUACCCGUGGGAUCCCGAAGACCCGGCCGACGUGGAGGCAGCGGACCGCAAGAUCGAGUUUGCCAUCUCGUGGUUUGCGGAUCCCGUCUACUUUGGACACUACCCGAAGUCCAUGAAGAAGCAGCUAGGCGACCGGCUGCCGACAUUCACGCCCGAGGAGGAGGCGCUGGUCAAGGGCUCCAACGACUUUUACGGGAUGAACCACUACACGGCCAACUACAUCAAGCACAAGACGGGCGAGCCGCCAGCUGACGACUUCCUGGGCAACCUCGAGACGCUCUUCUGGUCCAAGAGCGGCGAGUGCAUCGGCGAGGAGACGCAGUCGUUCUGGCUCCGCCCCAACCCGCAGGGGUUCCGGGACCUGCUCAACUGGCUGAGCAAGCGCUACGGCCGCCCCAAGAUCUACGUGACCGAGAACGGCACGUCGGUCAAGGGCGAGAACGACAUGCCGCUGGAGCGGAUCCUCAAGGACGACUUCCGCGUCAAGUAUUUCGAUGGCUACGUCAAGGCCAUGGCCGCCGCCGUGGCCGAGGACGGCGUCGACGUGCGCGGCUACUCUGCCUGGUCGCUGAUGGACAACUUUGAGUGGGCCGAGGGAUACGAGACGAGAUUCGGUGUCACCUUUGUCGAUUACAAGAACGGACAGAAGCGUUACCCCAAGAAGAGCGCCAGGUCGCUAAAGCCGCUGUUUGACGGCCUCAUCAAGAAGGACUAG
Molecule: messenger RNA, 1431 nt
Organism: Gaeumannomyces tritici R3-111a-1
Lineage: Eukaryota; Fungi; Ascomycota; Sordariomycetes; Magnaporthales; Magnaporthaceae
Product: beta-glucosidase A
Exons: 3
Coding region: 1-1431 (476 amino acids)
Biological process (GO): carbohydrate metabolic process
Molecular function (GO): beta-glucosidase activity
Source: RefSeq, a predicted model, not a curated record